This is a messenger RNA of Manacus vitellinus (golden-collared manakin), 999 nucleotides long. It is a transcript of the gene HMG20B, whose product is annotated as high mobility group 20B. Gene Ontology annotation, cellular component: nucleus. NCBI's taxonomy places the organism in Eukaryota, Metazoa, Chordata, Aves, Passeriformes, Pipridae. The record is from RefSeq and is a predicted model, not a curated record. Gene Ontology annotation, biological process: regulation of gene expression. The transcript is spliced from 7 exons.
AUGGACACCCGCUGCUUGGCACUGGGGUCACUGGGAGCGGUGAGGCACCACUGGGACCCCAGAGUGUCCCAGCCCUCCCUGACGGUGCUCUCUGGCUGCAGACAUGCCACGGGCAAGGCUCAGCAUGGGAACUUUCUGGUGACCAUCAAGCAGGAGAAGGGAGAGUCGGCACGGAUGGGUGGUGAGAAGCCACACGGCGAGGAGGAGCCAGUGAAGAAGAGGGGCUGGCCCAAGGGCAAGAAGAGGAAGAAGAUCCUCCCCAACGGCCCCAAAGCCCCCGUGACGGGCUACGUGCGCUUCCUGAACGAGCGGCGCGAGCAGAUCCGCACCCAGCACCCCGACCUGCCCUUCCCGGAGAUCACCAAGAUGCUGGGAGCGGAGUGGAGCAAACUGCAGCUCUCGGAGAAGCAGCGGUACCUGGACGAGGCGGAGCGGGAGAAGCAGCAGUACAUGAAGGAGCUGCGGGAAUACCAGCAGUCAGAGGCCUACAAGAUGUGCACGGAGAAGAUCCAGGAGAAGAAGAUCAAAAAAGGUGGGUUCCCUGCCUGAGCCCUCCCUCCCAUCCUUCAGGCUGGCGAGUGCAGUGACACCUUCUCCACUUUCGAUGUGCCCAUCUUCACUGAGGAGUUCUUGGACCAAAACAAAGCCCGGGAGGCCGAGCUGCGGCGCCUGCGGAAGAUGAACACGGAGUUCGAGGAGCAGAAUGCCAUCCUGCAGAAGCACACGGAGAGCAUGAACUGCGCCAAGGAGAAGCUGGAGCAGGAGCUGGCUCAGGAGGAGCGGCAGACCCUGGCCCUGCAGCAGCAGCUCCAGUCGGUGCGGCAGGCCCUAACCGCCAGCUUCUCCUCCCUGCCCAUCCCCGGCACCGGGGAGACCCCCACGCUGAGCACCCUGGACUUCUACAUGGCCAAACUGCACAGUGCCAUCGAGAGCAACCCCCUGCAGCAUGAGCCGCUGGUGCUGCGCGUCAAGGAGAUCCUGUCCCGGAUCGCCAGGUGA